AUGGCAGAUCAACAAGCAGGUCAGGAGCCGGACGAGUUCGGGGCCCUGCCCGGUGCCGUUUCUGACCUUCGCUCUCGCUUUGAGCAGCUCUCCAAGUCUGAGAGCAGUCGACCUACCUACAAACAGACAGCAUCCUCGGCAAACAGCGGUAACAAGGAUCUCAAUGCGACCCACACAUUCGGUCAAGCAGAGAAGAAGCUCGUCAUUGCCAACAAUGCCGCCGCUCGAGCUGGCUCGUCUCAGUCCCAGAAAUCCAAGACUAAGAAUACAGCAUCUUGGGCAUCCCCCCAGAGCACCGCUACCGACAAUGCCUCCGCAUCCUCUUCAGCAGCAACACCUCCGUCUGCAUCUGUGACUCACAAGUCUUUUCGUGCAGGUUCAGGUCCUUCUACUCUUACUGUAGCCGAUCUCGCAGCACUGUCCGUUUCCGGGAGUGCAAACUCUUCCACCGCCGACCUUUCAACGAUGAACAACAAGGAAACCAAACAUGCCCCUCCUUACUCACGACAGUCUUCCAACAAUGCCAAUUCGCUCGCUAUCCCUGACUGCAAGUUUGCCCAGCCGAACCCUACACUGCGCCCAAAGAAGUCUCGUUCGCUGCUCGAUACCUCCAGCACGCCAGGCUCGACAAAAGCCUCUGCAACCGCCUCCGCGACAGCAUCUGCUUCCGCAUCUGACGCAGAAGGCUCAGCACCAAAAGCCAAAGUUGCACCCCCAAGACCUCCCAAGCCUACUUCUGCAUCUCAUGGCGUUCAGAUUAUUGAUGAUGCCGGUCUCGAACGACUCUCGAGUAUGGGCUCUUCGUCUCGUGUUUCUUCUCUCGCAAGCAUGUUCGGCCAUCAUUCUAGUCAUCACAAGUCUACUAAUGGGAGCGAAAAGCCCUCGGCCUUGGCGCCGAGCCGCAUCUCCACCGGCAGCAGUGGCCACUUCCUCAAGUAUUCUCGCUCUAAUGAGCAGCUCUCGCCAGCAGCUGACACAGGGUCGAAACCAAAUCUGUUCAAACAGUCACCCCCUGUUGUUCCUCCACGCCCGAUGAAAGUAGAUGCCUCUGAGGAGAGUCUGUCUGGGCUUCCAGCUUCCAUUGCUUCCGUCAUGCUGGACGUCGAUACUGACGUUUCACCUCCAAUUCCACGAAAACCAUCGACGCCAAUGUCGCCUCCAAAGCUGCCAUCUCGAGAUCCAGUAUCGACAAUAAGCGACGACUUGCGCCGAAGAAGGCUCAGCGCAUCUAGAAGCACCGGCUCUCUGCCUGUCAUGACUGGCGUACUUGCUGGGGACGAAAGCGAUGUUCCACCACUCCCAGCACGCAGACCUGCAGCUGGCGAGCCAGCUGCAACUGGCCCAUCUAUCCUUCCACCACCUCAACGAAAUGCAGCCUCCGUGGAAACUGCCCCUGGCGUCCACAGAGCUCACACCCUCACGGCCAGAUCCAACCCCAUUCCCCUUUCUUCCUUGACAGCUCGGCAUCCGUAUCACUCUCGGACCUUAGCACCGCACGACUUGGAUUCUUCAACACCGGUCUUGCCUCCUCCCGUUCGCAAUGCUAGUGUCGCAUCCAACGGCCCUCUUGGUCGCAGCUUCACAUCUUCCAUCUUCUCAGCCAAGAGUCCUGGCAGUGACAGCUCUGAUGACGAAGACGAUACCGAAGGUGCCUCCUCGCUCUCUCCCUCGUCAUCGUACAAGACGCCGAUGGGCCUACGAAGACCACAUGCAGCGGCGGACAUGACACCUGGUGGGCUUCCCGAUACAUCGCAUGCCAAUCGACGAGCACCCAAAUUCGAUCCCGACUGCUGCACGUGCUCGAAACAAGGCUUCCAAUGCUUUGCCCUCUGCGGUCGUACUGUUGUCACCGGCAGUGGCGAUAAGGUGAAAGUCUAUCGUGUUGGCGAAUCAGCCAGUGGUAUGGGCGAAAAGCUUUGCACUGUUGGCGAGCAUCUGUCGAAAGAAGUCAAGUUGACAGCGCUCGAGUUUAGGCCGCCAAAUCACAGUAUCGCGCCAUCGUCCGCAACGACAGGACGACGCGCGCAUGGCGAGACGGCGGAUGAAGGGAGGUAUCUCUGGUGCGGAACCAAAGAUGGGCAUAUUUGGGAGCUUGACAUUGCCGAAGCACAAGUGGUUCACUCGCGGCAAAACGUUCAUUCGGAUCCCAUUCAGUUGCUUAGGCGGGUUGGGAAUAAGAUGCUGAGCUUAGAUGAAGGAGGCAAGAUUUCAAUUUGGCUUGCUAGCUCGGAUCCUGACCCGGCUAUCGCGGGACUGCGACUCUCGAAUCAACCCAUCACUCAACGCAUUGCUAUGGAGAAAGGUUCUUACGCCUGCAUGGUCGGUCAGCAGCUUUGGGUAUCCUCUGGCCCAUCCGCACAACGGAAUCCAAAAGAUUAUGCAGGUAGCAAAGGUCCUCGUAUCCGAGUCUACAAUCCUUUUGCCGACGAUAAACCGUUCAAUGCGCUCUCCAAAGCCAUAACCAUUCCACCAGACAUAGCCGAAGGUGUUGGCCUAGUGACGGGUGGAGCUGUCAUUCCUUCCCGACCGACCUUGGUUUACUUUGGGCACGAUUCGGGGCACGUCUCGAUCUGGUCCAGACAGACGUACGAAUGCGUUGGUGUGCGUAAGCUCGGUCCGCAUGGUCUCACAGCUGUUGCUGGUGUAGUCAAGUAUCUUUGGGUAGCCACGAGAGCAGCAACGAUCUCAGUGUUCGAUACAGAGACUGCGCCGUGGCGAGCGCUUAAGAUCUGGACAGCGCACAAGGAGCCGAUUACCGCGAUCAAGGUUGAUGAGCAUGGAAUAGAGAAGGUUGGCAGGUUGCAAGUUGCCUCUGGUGGUCUAGAUGCUGCUGUGCAUCUGUGGGACGGUACGCUUUCGUAUGAUUGGAUUCAAGCUGAAAAGGGCAAGCGAGAGCACGAAUUCUGCAGUUAUCGAAGCAUCAAGAGCCUCCACGUCACUUACAAUAUCGAUGCUGCUUCUCCAAGCGAUCUCGAGACUUCGGCGGAGAAUAUGGAGGUUUUUAGCUCUAUGCUUCGCAACGCAUGUCAGCUCGGAUCGGACAGUUUACCUGCGGAUAGACCACCAGAUAUCAUCGUUUUCGGCUUCCAAGAACUCAUCGAUCUCGAAAGCAAAAAGCUCACCGCCAAAUCGCUUCUCUUAGGCGGUGGGAAAAAGAAAGCAAACGACCUAGGCGAUCGAGUGUCAAGACAGUAUAGAGCAUGGUAUGAUAAACUGAUCCAGAUCGUACGAUAUGCUAUGCCACCAACAUGCGGAUAUCUUCUAGUGCAGUCGGAAAGUUUGGUAGGAUUGUUUACCUGUGUCUUUGUCAAACAGACCGAGUUCAAGCACGUACGCGAGUUAGCCAUCAGCACGGUCAAGACGGGAAUGGGCGGUAGGUACGGCAAUAAAGGAGCAGUGAUAGCCAGGUUGGUGGUUCAAGAUACAAGUAUUGCGUUUGUCAACGCUCAUUUAGCUGCAGGACAGAAACAUGUUAAGAGUAGGAAUGCUGAUGUUGCUGAUAUACUGGAGUAUCCAACGGUUUUCAGUGAUGCCCAUUCAGAUCCAGCUGCUUAUGUCGGUGGGGGAGAUGGCAGUAUGGUUUUAGAUCACGAAUUGGUUUUCUUUGCCGGCGAUCUUAAUUACCGCAUUGAUCACUCCAGAGAAACCGUGCUCUCUGCUAUCGCGGCCAGAAAGCUAAGCGCAUUGCUGGAACAAGAUCAACUUCGCAAAGAACUAAAACAUAACCCUGCUUUCAGAUUGAAGGACUUCAGCGAAGCUCCCAUAUCCUUCCUUCCAACAUACAAGUACGAUAGGGCAACGCACCAAUGGGACUCAUCAGAAAAAAAUCGCAUCCCAGCCUGGUGCGACCGAAUCCUAUUCAAAGCAAACUCCCCCCAAUCCCUAAAAUGCUUACACUAUACAAGAUGGGAAGCUACAAUAAGUGACCAUAGACCCCUCACCGCCCUCUUCGAGAUCAAGGUGAAAGCAGCAAACCACAAAGCUAGACAGAUCGUGGAGGAUGAAUUAAAGAUGAAAUGGAACAAGUUGCAGACAAGCUUGUUGACAACUGCUUUGCAGUUUUAUUCUAAUCCACAAUGA
This is a messenger RNA of Ustilago hordei, 4080 nucleotides long. RefSeq lists its product as uncharacterized. NCBI's taxonomy places the organism in Eukaryota, Fungi, Basidiomycota, Ustilaginomycetes, Ustilaginales, Ustilaginaceae. Gene Ontology annotation, biological process: phosphatidylinositol dephosphorylation. The record is from RefSeq and is a predicted model, not a curated record. Gene Ontology annotation, molecular function: protein binding; phosphatidylinositol-4,5-bisphosphate 5-phosphatase activity. The coding region runs from base 1 to 4080 and encodes 1359 amino acids. The transcript has a single exon.